AGCCAACCUGUCCUCUAGUCAUCUAUGAUUCUCACUGAUCGUAAAUCUAAUUCCAUCUUACCCUUCAUUGCGUUAUCCUUUAUCAGAUGUCAUGUCCUUUCUUCUCAUGACAGUUUGGUCAUCACACUACCCUACCAUCUAAGCUCUUCUCCCAUUAAAUGUGUAGUUAUGCAUAGCAAGACAACAAACUCUAAUAAUUCCUCUAGCCGGGAAAACCCAUCAUCGGAUAUGUCUUCAGCCACCACCGGAGUAAAUUCACCACUGCUUCAGGAGAACAGAUCAACAGCAAAGCAUACAUCGGUAUCCGGUGCUGUGUUCAAUGUGUCCACUAGCAUUAUUGGUGCUGGAAUUAUGUCAAUUCCGGCAACUCUCAAGGUACUAGGUGUAGUCCCAGCUUUUUUUAUGAUAGUGGUUAUAGCUUGGCUUGCAGAUGUCUCGGUUGAAUUCCUGAUGAGAUACACACAUGCUGGGAAAUCAACCACUUAUGCUGGUGUCAUGAAGGAGUCGUUUGGGCGGGUGGGAUCAGUCCUGGUGCAAAUAUGUGUUCUGAUGAAUAAUCUUGGUUGCUUGAUCAUUUAUUUGAUUAUUAUAGGGGAUGUUCUUUCAGGAAAUCAACCUGAAGGAUCAGUGCACUUGGGCGUUUUACAAGAAUGGUUUGGCAUUCACUGGUGGAAUACCCGAGCUUUUGCACUCCUCUUCAUUGUUGUUGUCAUCAUGCUUCCGUUGGUUUUGUUUAGGCGUGUAGAAUCAUUAAGGUUCAGCUCAGCAAUAGCGGUUUUUCUAGCUGUGCUGUUUGUUGCCAUCAGUUCGGUGAUGGCAAUUUCAGCACUCUUCCAAGGGAAAACAGAAAGCCCAAGACUGCUGCCCCACUUGGACAACAAAACCUCCUUUUUUGAUCUCUUUACUGCUGUCCCAGUCAUUGUAACAGCUUUCACAUUUCAUUUCAAUGUUCAUCCAAUAGGUUUUGAGAUGGACAAACCUUCUGAUAUGAUGUCUGCAGUCCGAAUCUCACUUAUACUAUGUGGUGCGAUCUACUUCACAGUUGGGAUCUUUGGAUACCUUCUUUUUGGCGAUUCCAUAAUGCCUGAUAUACUUGUUAAUUUUGACCAAAAUUCUGGUCCAGCACUUGGUUCUGCGCUCAAUGACAUAGUUCGCUUAAGCUAUGCCCUUCACCUCAUAUUGGUGUUUCCUCUCUUAAACUUCUCAUUAAGGGCAAACAUUGAUGAAUUCCUUUUCCCAAAUAGGCCUAUUCUGGCAAAAGAUAACACAAGAUACAUGUCCCUCACUCUUAUCCUGCUAGCCAUCUGUUACUUGGCAGCAAUAACCAUCCCUAACAUAUGGUACUUCUUUCAGUUCAUGGGAUCAACCUCUGCAGUCAGCCUUGCCUUCAUCUUCCCCGGUGCUAUUGCUCUUAGGGAUGUUCAUGGCAUAUCGACAUCAAGAGAUAGGAUUAUGUCUGCAGUAAUGAUCAUUUUGGCUGCUGCAACAAGUAUUAUAGCCAUUUCCACCAACAUAUACAGCUUUUUCACCUGAAACAGGCAAUGACUUACUUCCUGAUCCUUUGUAGAGAUAGCUUUUGAUCAACUAUUGGGUCCCUGCAAGCAAACCUCUUGCUGCUGUUGCUUCACAUGUCUGUAGUUCAUGUAUAGUGGAGGACUGCUCUAUGUUAUAUGGAUUUAUCUAUGCUUUAUUUUUUGUGAUAAGAUAUGAUUUUUGGGGUUAGCUCAAAACUCUUUGAGCAUGAGAUAUAUACACUUUACAAUUGAGUCAAAGAACAAAGUGAGCAUUAUGUUUUUA
Theobroma cacao (cacao) is the source of this 1797-nucleotide messenger RNA. Its product is annotated as amino acid transporter AVT6C-like. Gene Ontology annotation, molecular function: L-amino acid transmembrane transporter activity. The record is from RefSeq and is a predicted model, not a curated record. Gene Ontology annotation, cellular component: membrane. NCBI's taxonomy places the organism in Eukaryota, Viridiplantae, Streptophyta, Magnoliopsida, Malvales, Malvaceae. Gene Ontology annotation, biological process: amino acid transmembrane transport.